Molecule: messenger RNA, 783 nt
Organism: Trichophyton verrucosum HKI 0517
Lineage: Eukaryota; Fungi; Ascomycota; Eurotiomycetes; Onygenales; Arthrodermataceae
Exons: 1
Coding region: 1-783 (260 amino acids)
Source: RefSeq, a predicted model, not a curated record
AUGAAUAACGGUGCUAAGACUGACCUAGGAGGCUCUCUAAAUAAAAUGGCUACGACACCCAAACCAGAAGGACUCCAGGCACAGGAAGGCCGAAAUUUGCCCACCGAUGUCGACGGCAAUCUCCCUUCAUACACACAGAAUCCCUCGAAAGACGAUCAACUGCCCCCAGAAACACUUCUCCUUGCUGGCGACGCUAUACAUGGAACAUCUACGCCAGUCUCUUGCUCUACUCCUCUAUACAAACUCUCCCUUGAUAUUAGCUUUUUACGCAAGAACAACACGAAAGUUGAGCUGUCUCGCUUCGAGAAUCGCAUUCACAAUCGCAAUACCGCGGGCUCCCCGGAAGUGAGCGCCCGAGAAAGGCAUAUUUUUAACUUAACCCGGCCUCCAACCGUUACUACACCAUUGUUUGAAUAUCAUCUGGAGCCUGCCUCCCAUGGAAGUUUAGGCCAUAUCGGGUUGAAAAGAUAUCACCACAUUCUCUCUUCAGGAUAUCAGGCUUGGAAGGCUACAAUACCCUGCCCCGGCGCUGACCUGGAAGCUAAAGAUAUCGUUUUUACUGCGAAAACACAUGGUAAAGGACGGCUCGAAUGGCACGAGGCUGGAAAUGGGGCUCCCCUUUUAGCAUAUGACACGAUUGACGAUGGUAUUUUUCGUUUGGACAUAGUUAAAAGCAUGCCUCAGAACCAACGGGAUGCCCUAGUUGGGGUCUGGUGUUUACGGAUCUGGAGAGAAAUUGCUAAUUCCAACAUAGAGCCAGUGGGCUGGGACGGAGGUAUGUAA